Messenger RNA from Oncorhynchus gorbuscha (pink salmon), 4950 nucleotides. Its product is annotated as protein lifeguard 2-like. The record is from RefSeq and is a predicted model, not a curated record. Gene Ontology annotation, cellular component: membrane; Golgi apparatus; endoplasmic reticulum. NCBI's taxonomy places the organism in Eukaryota, Metazoa, Chordata, Actinopteri, Salmoniformes, Salmonidae. The coding region runs from base 1970 to 2851 and encodes 293 amino acids. Gene Ontology annotation, biological process: negative regulation of apoptotic signaling pathway. The transcript has 12 exons.
UCACUGCAUCAGGGAUAGCGUACGCAGGCGUUUUGGCUUUACAGCCGCCUUCAGUAUGUGUAGGUACAAUUUUAUUUUAAUUUGACUAUCAGGAAUGUGGCUUUUCUUUGGUCUACCUGUGUACAAAUUAGUCACAAAGAAAUAGAAUUAUGAGAUUGGGCACGAUGGGCAACUCACAAAUCAAUGGCCCAAGGUGUCCGCUCACCUAAAUGCAUCAUAUCAAUUCAAGGACAUCAGGCAAAGCCAUUCAUAAGUAUGUGGGGUCAACUCAUAAACGACAUGCAAAAUUUGAUAUGGACUAAUUCUUUGUGAAUAAUUUGUAGACCGGAAAAGCUUCAUCCCUGGCAACCCUGAUUAGAAGCACUUGCUGCUCAUCUGUGGAUCUUUACAAAUGCUGUUUUGAAUGAAAGAAUAUUGUACCUCACACACGCUGAAGAAGGCUGUAAAGCCAAAACGUCUGUACUCUCCCUGAGGCAGUGAAAAUAAUUCAACAGAAUAAUGAAGUAAGCUUUGUGACAACUUUUUGAGUGUGAACCUGUAUGUUUAUCUGAAUUCGCAGGUUUUGCGCACCAGCCAAGCUUCUGGAAGAGCCCUAUGGUUCUCUUUUGAUUAUAAAAAUCUAGAAGACAGGCAUUGAGGUAUUCAGUUACUGAGGUUGCUGCAGCACCUCCUGAUAAAUUGAAAUGAAAACAUUUAUAAUAACUUUGACUUCACCCCCAACAUCUUCCGGCGGCCACGGGCGUGAGGAACGGCAUCUCGAAACACAACUUGUUGGUCCUUGUCACGAAUGAGCUAUUGAGGCAGACUACCACACCGGUCUCCACUCCUAUCAGCUAAAAACAAGUAGCGGCUCCAGUGGGCACAUGAUCACCAAAACUGGGCAACUGAGAUGUGGAAAAACAUUGCCUGGAACAUGACGGCAAAUUCAGUUUACUUGAGUGGCCCGGUCAGUCCCCAGACCUCAACCCAAUAGAGCAUCUUUGGGAUGAGAUGGAACAGGCUUUUCACAGCAUGAAUGUACCACCAUUCAAUCUGCAGCAACUGCGCGAUGCCAUCGCAUCAGCAUGGACCAACAUCCCUGUGGAAGGUUUCCGACACCCUGUAGAAUGCCCUGAAUAAUUCAGACUGUUCUGGAGGUAAAGGGGGGUCUGACCCGGUACUAGAUGGGUGUACCUAAUAAACUGUCUGGUGUAUGUAGAUAAAAUGCAGGCCUCUUCUAGUGUUACAUGAAUGUUAUUAGUAGGAGCUUCAAAUAUUUUCGUGAAUGUUAUUAGCCUUUCAUGAAUGAAUGCCGAACGCUGCAUCAGUGCAUUACCUAAACAUGGAACAUUUUAAACCAGUGAUGCUUUUUCUGGCUCUUUAGUUAAUGGAGAAAAUAUAUGUAAUUUCAAAACGAGAGAGAAAAAAAUGUUUUAUUUUUAGCCUAAGUGCUACAGACAGAGAAGUAGAGGGCAAAGAUGUAACAUUCAGAUCAUGUAUUCCCAUCUACGUCACCCUCUCUCCUUUUAUUUUUUAUUUUUACUGCAGACCCAAUAUUCCAGUUCUCUCUGGCCCUAUCCUCACAUACCGAUACAGCAUCUGCCCACCCCUUUUUGCUAAGCAGUUUGGUACUGUCCAAGCUUCCCACAGCACUGCUGCUUCACCUGGAUUUUGCUAGAAUGUUCCUUUUUUGGGGGGUGGGGGGUCUGUGAGAAUCCUAACUGCGUGGGCUGUUGGAUUAAGCCACUGCUGCAGCAUCAGAAGGGGUUUAAUCUACGAGAAGCAGCAGCAGAGAGAGACACUAUUUCCCAGGCUCUAUCUUACCCUGUUGUCAGUUCUUUUACUUGACUGUACAAGAACUGCUGGGCAUCAAGGACACAUACAAGAGAGGAUAGAAUAUCAAAGGAAGGAGGAAAACAGAGCUUGUUUGACUGGAGCAGAGAUAAAUAAAGCAUCCUAGUGCCUGUUGCAGACACCAGACACAGCCAUUAUGACCCAGGGCAAGCUUACAGUCGCAAACAAGGCUGCUGAAGCAGGAGAGAAGCAGUAUGGCACUUCAAGUGGAGAAGCAGGAGGGCCACCAGCCCCUCCCACCUAUGAGGAGGCCACUGGCGCAGGUGAGAAAGGCAUCAGCGGCAGCCCCUGUUACAGUGGGGCUUAUCCUAGUGAUGGGGAGAUGCUCACAGAAUUCAGCUGGAGUGAUAAAAACAUCCGACGGAUCUUUAUCCGCAAGGUUUACGCCAUCUUGAUGAUUCAACUUCUUGUCACUCUUUCCAUUGUGGCUCUCUUCACAUUCUGUGAGCCAGUGAAGAACUACAUUCAGACCAACCCUGGAUGGUACUGGGCUUCCUAUGCUGUGUUCUUUGUCACAUAUAUUACACUCGUCUGCUGUCCUGGACCAAGGAGACAGUUUCCAUGGAAUCUGAUCCUGCUCGCCAUCUUUACCCUCUCUCUCUCCUAUAUGACAGGGAUGCUAUCCAGUUAUUACAACACCAAGUCAGUGGUGAUGUGUUUGGGUAUUACUGCUAUGGUCUGUCUUACUGUCACCCUCGUCAGCUUCCAAACCAAGUUUGAUGUGACAUCAUGCCAAGGCGUAUUGUUUACCUUCUGCAUGGUCAUGAUGGUGUCUGGACUGGUCCUGGCCAUUGCAUUGCCCUACGGAUAUGUCCCCUGGGUGCAUGGUGUCUAUGGUGCCUUGGGAGCGUUACUUUUUACCAUGUUUUUGGCAUUUGACACCCAGCUACUGAUGGGGAACAAGCGCUACACAAUAAGUCCAGAGGAAUACGUCUUUGCCACUCUCAACAUCUACCUCGACAUUAUCUACAUAUUCUCCUUCUUCCUGUCCCUGUUCGGAACAGAGAGGACAAACUGAAUCCACCUCCAGGCCAGCAUCUCAGCUUUUCCAUCCAAACACGGCCCGUAUUCAUAGUCUCAGAGUGGUAGUGCUGAUCUAGGAUCUGCUUUGGCAUUUAGAUCACUGUGAAAAGUGUCAUACACACAGGGGGGAUAUGAUCCUAGGUCGACACUACUCGGAGACACGGUAUGAAUACAGGCUCUGAUCUCACCAGAUGUAUUGUACACAACCCAUUGAUCCACCACUUCUUCCCACAGUCUCAGCUUAGUGUGAUUUUCCUCCCCCCUCUAGCAUGAUAUGGACCUAUACUACUUUAUUGUCUGCUUAGCUGUCAAUCUCCAGAAUGUACAGUACUUUUCACCUAUAGGGUCGGCGAUCUAUAGAAUUACAUUGCUAACGGUAGAUAGGUGUGAAAAACACAUGCAAAACACUGAGUCUGUCUAAAAGCUAGAACGGUAGGUGUUUUUGUCUUAUGCAGAUGUGAUGUCCUUGCUUUCUCCCGUCGUUUAACAACAACAGUCAUGAAUGACACUGCUCUACAGGAGCUUAUCACCUCUUAUGAAGAGGAACGUAAAAGUAUCUGCCCCGAAAGGCAUGAAUAUCUGAAUAUCUUUCAGUGUAGCAACGUAGACAUCAUUGUGCUUAGUUCAUCAGUAGUGCACUAGGCUACAUCCAAUUCCAUCAGUGCAUAACACAUUGUGGUGACCCUCAGCUUUAGAGUAGAGCGAGAGAGAGUAAAGUAGUUCCUUUUUUUGAUCCAAACAUGGGAAAUUGUUUUAUCACUCAGCAUCGUCAAUAAAUCCAAAAAGGACAAGACACGUAUCCAUGACAAAAUAAAUUAAACACAUCUUAAGACACAUUUAAAUCAAUGGCAUCUGUGCACAGCAUGUACAGUGGUUUGUUGUUUCUCCUCCAGUCUGUCAACUCUUAGCCUACUGGUUGAAAUCUCAAAGGAACAUUAGAUCCGGAGCAUGCAUGCAGGCAAGUCAAUCCAAUUCUGAUUUCAUUUGAACGUAGGCAAAUUGCUUGGCUUUCCUUAGCUGCUUUAGACGAAACAUGAGUUCAUCUAGUUGCACUAAAACUGGAGAUGUAAUGCAAUCCUGUCAAUAUGAUGAGCCAUAGUCCAAUGAUGUCAGUAGGGGUUUACUCACCACCCUUCUCUUUCUUUGUAUCAUUCUGUUCUGUAUUAUUCCCUCCAUGUUACAAUUUUCCAGCUAGGUUGGCUGCUAUUUAACUCUUUUAAGUUUUUAUUUAUUUACAGAUAGCUAAACGGGAGUCAUCCCACUGGACACAGAUGUCAAUCCAAUGUCUAUUCCACAAUGGUUCAACGUCAUUUUGUUGAAAUGACGUGGAAACAACGUUGAUUCAACCAGUGUGUGCCCAGUGGAAUGUAUUUAGAAUCUAAAUAUAUGGCUCUGGGACUGGGUUAAACCAAUGAUUCGAUACAUAUGCUUUGCUAAGCAUGUUUUGGGGGCCAAUCUUGAAAACCUUUACAAUGUGGGGAUGUGGAAAAUAUAUGUAUUUGCUCCAGUAGUUAGUUAUACAGUGCCCUCCAUAAUUUUUGGGACAGUGACACAUUGUUGUUGUUUUGGCUCUGUACUGUAGCGCUUAGGAUUUUAAAUUACACAAUGACCAUGAGGUUAACAUGCAGACAGUCAGCUUUAAUUUGAGUGCAUUUUCAUGCAUAGCGGGUGAACCAUUUAGAAAUUACAGCACCUUUUGCAUAUAGUCACCCCAUUUUAGGGGACCAAAAUUAUUGGGACAAAUUCCCUUUAUAUGUGUAUUAAAGUAGUCAAGUUUAGUAUUUGGUCGCAUAUUCCUAGCACGCAAUGAUUAGAUCAAGCUUGUGACUCUACACACUUGUUGGAUGCAUUUGCUGUUUGUUUUGGUUGUGUUUCUGAUUAUUAGACAUUCAUGGUAACAUUCAUGGUAAAUAAUGGAUUGUGUCAUUUUAGAAUAACUUUUAUUGUAAGUAAGAAAAUAAUAUGUCUCUAAACACUUCUACAUUCAUGUGGAUGCUACCAUGAUUACGGAUAGUCCUGAAUGAACCGUGAAUAACGAUGAGUGAGAAAGUUAGACGCACAAAUAUCAUACCCCCAAGACAUGCUAACCUCUCA